This is a messenger RNA of Rotaria sp. Silwood2, 1104 nucleotides long. NCBI's taxonomy places the organism in Eukaryota, Metazoa, Rotifera, Eurotatoria, Philodinida, Philodinidae. The record is from the annotation of a GenBank genome assembly.
AUGCCACAUAAAAAACGUACAAAUAAAAAUUAUAUUCAAGUAAAAAAAAUUCUUGCUGAUAGUGAAUUAUCAUUACUUGAUAAAAAGAAAUCGAAAAGAAAAAGUUUCGAACGUGUACCACGUCAUGAUAAUAAUCCAAUCGAUCGUAAACGAGAAGAACGUAUAUUAAAUGAUGAGUCAGACGAUGAUGAUAAUAUCAAUAAAAAACGAGUAGAAUUAAAAAAACAUAUUAAUAAUGAACUACAACAACAAAAGCAAUCUAUAAUACCAAAAAAAAGUCGUAAAAAUAAAUAUUAUUUAAUGAAUCAUCCGGAAUUAAAAAAUAUUAUUCCAACAUUACCAAAAACAAAUAAACGUAAACAGGAACUUGAUGAACAAAAUGAACCACCAAAGAAGAAAUCUUCUCAACAAUCUAAACCAUCAAUUUGUGAUAAACUUGUUUCUCAUAUGAUAACAUCACGUUUUCGUUAUCUUAAUGAAAAAUUAUAUACAUCAACAAGUGAAGAAGCUCAACAAAUGUUUGAAAAAGAUCCUCAAAAUUUCUAUGCUUAUCAUCAAGGUUAUUCCACAAGUAUGUCUCAAUGGCCUGAUCAACCAUUAGAUGAAAUAAUUGCUUAUAUUCGUAAACGUUCAUCAAAUCUUGUAAUUGUUGAUAUGGGUUGUGGUGAUGCACGUCUUGCUGGUACACUUAAAUCUACACAUCCAAAUAUUCAUAGUUUUGAUUUAGUUGCAUUAAAUGAGUAUGUUCAAGUAUGUGAUAUAGCGCAUACACCAUUAAAGAAUAAUUCUGUUGAUAUUGUUAUAUUUUGUUUAUCAUUAAUGGGUACAAAUUUAACUGAUUUUAUUCAUGAAGCUCAUCGUAUUCUUCGUUUACGUGGUACAAUGAAAAUCGUUGAAAUAGCAUCGCGUUUUGAAAACCAACCACAAAAAUUCAUAAGAAAAAUUGAAUCAAUUGGUUUUCAAUGUUCAAAAACCAAUUCAUUAGAUGAUAAAACUAAAUCAUCAACAAAAUAUUUUUAUACAUUUGACUUUGUUAAAACAACUGAUCAAAUCAAAUCGAAAUCAAUUCUAACACUUGCACCAUGUUUACAUAAAAAACGUUAA